Messenger RNA from Saccharomyces paradoxus, 2202 nucleotides. It is a transcript of the gene MAK10, whose product is annotated as Mak10p. The record is from RefSeq and is a predicted model, not a curated record. The transcript has a single exon. Gene Ontology annotation, biological process: N-terminal peptidyl-methionine acetylation. NCBI's taxonomy places the organism in Eukaryota, Fungi, Ascomycota, Saccharomycetes, Saccharomycetales, Saccharomycetaceae. Bases 1 to 2202 code for a protein of 733 amino acids. Gene Ontology annotation, cellular component: NatC complex.
AUGGAAGUAGACAAUAUAUUAGGUUCUUUAAGUAUAACCGAUGAUUUUGACCAAUUGGUCGACGUUACAAGUCUCUUUGAUGAACUGUGUUCAAAGUUAAAACCAGAGGCUAUCGUGAAAGAUCCCAAGUUUGAUCUGUUCGAAGGCACACAUUCUUUAGAGGUCAACAACUCCAAACUAGAUUCCAGUCUUAUAGAAUUGACCGCCGAAGAAAUAGAAUUUGAUGUGAACGUGGCAUAUGAACCACCGUUGGCAAAUGUAACAGCCAUAUCAGAUAGGUUACUUAGAUGUGUUAUAUCAUGGCUGAAUGACUAUCAGACUUUACCUACGACUGUAUUGAGCUGUAGGUAUACGGAAAGCUUAUUAUCGUCAUUAGUUAAGGGAACAACUGCCGGUCCGUCGUGGUGUACAGGGAAUGUCCUGUACGAUAAAGCACUUGGAAGUUGCGUACUUGGAGUUUGUUAUUUGACUAAAUUUGUGCAGAGACUCUUGAGUGCUGGCAUUGUAUUUGAAGAGGAAGAUUUGAAUUUUAAUGGCAUGGGGUUUAAUACAUUUGAUAAUUUGCCGGAACAAGGCGUUAUUAUCAAUACGCUCACCGAGAGCCUCCAAUUAUUAGAGAUAAAUUCUGAUGAUAGUUUACAUUUAACUAUGCUGAAACAUAUACUAAAAAUUAUACUUUGCUUAGUCCACUUAGAAGACCAUUUGACAGACUAUUCGACAGAAACAACACACCUAGAUGAGUUAAUCGAAAACGUUCAUAUGGUAAAUGGUAUACUUCCGCAAUUACAAUUGUCUCCACCAAAGGGCGCAUUCUCUACAUACAUACAAAAACACAGGUCUAAUCAAUUCCCUCCCAGGAAGAUUACUAAAUUACCCACGGAUUAUAGCGGUUUCAUUACGCUGGCAAAUGAUAUCAAAACAAUACUCCUUGUAGGCGAAGCUGAAUCUGCGUUGGAAACUUACCAGUUUGCGAGAUUUUUCAACAAAUUGAAGCAAAGGCAUGUUAUUGCAAGGAUCUUGUUCCCCUUGAUUUUCAUUAGAGACGACAGAACCGUCUUGGGUAAAUUUUCAUAUACUCAAUUUUAUUCCCUACAUGUCAAGGAAUUUUCAGCACAAACUCCAUCAAAACUCCUAUCCUCUAUAGGCAAUGAACUUAUCCAAGAGAGCUCCAAUAUUCUUUUAGAAUGGUACCAAAACUGCUCCCAAAACACAUGUAGAUAUAGACAGGGUUUCAACAGGCAACUCAUACUAUGGGAUUCUCUUCAAGCCCAGUUUGAAAGCGUCGACUCGCAAAUUUACUGUUCGUGGACAUAUUUUAUGAAAUUAUCAAGUAUGAUCGAAUUCUCCUUAAAGGGGUUUGACUUAGAUAUUUAUAAACCCUUUGAAGCAUACUCUAUGUUUUGGUAUGUUUAUUAUUUAAGUCAUCACUUGGAAACCUUGUUGAAGGAGUCUCAAAAUGAUAUUGAAUCAAAUAUUAAUGCCAUUCAUUCCAUGAAUAAAAAACUGAAAAAAUUGAAAGCUGGUGAAAAGAAGGACCAGUUGAGGUUGAAAUACAGAUUUGCCAUGGACAAUGAAAUGGAACAUUUACAGACCACCAAACAAUUUUUAAACUAUCUUUUGAAGGAGAUUAGCAUCACCAAAUCUUUAUGCUUGGUAGAGGUUUUUCAAUUUGCAAUUUUAAAGUCAUUUGGUUUAAUAGACAACAAAAAUAGUAUUGCCUCAAAAUUUUCUGAUGAACGGUUAAUUCAUAAUUUGAGAUUCAAGCCAUUUAAUUCAAUUGGUGUCCCUGAGUUACCAGAAUAUGAAGUCUUCCAACAAACUUUGAAGGAUUUUAUCAUUGAAGAAAAAGGUGCUGCGUUUGAUAUAAAACUAGAAAGAGCUACUGCCUUUAUCGAAACUGAAGUACGGAAUGUCGUUAAUUCUAUUGAUGAGAUAAUGCAAGGAAUCAAGGGAGGGGAUAAUAACGGCGUUCUGGUGACAGGAACAAGAUUGGUUCAAGAGCUUUCUCUGGAGUACUAUUCCAAGCUAAAACACACUUCUAAAGCAUUAGCAGUCAAUUCAAAAGUUAUCGUCAGCACUUUGAAAAAGAGCGUUGAAAACAAGGUCUCCCACGAAUACAAGAUGGAAUUAAUUCACACGACAGAAGGAUGGAACUACUUUCCUGUACAAACCUUGAGAAUGAAGCAAAACCGCUAUAAAUGA